GGCGCAAAGUAGUUGUGCAUACACCACGCGUUCGCGCGUAUCUCACCCAAAAAAAAAAAUCCUUAUAAACAUUAAUAACUUGAAGAAAAAUAUUCUUAUCAGUCCGCGUCACCGGUAGUUGUGAUAAUUCGCUCUAAAAAACUCCAGUAAUAAUUGAAAAAUCGGGAUGAUCGGCCGGCGGUUGUGAAUUUGGUGGGGGCAAUUGAGGAGUGAGAGAGAGUGAUUUUUUUUUUUUCUGAGAGAGUUAGUUUGACCGAAUGUGGCGGUCUCUCCGCCAUGUUGAAUCACUCUCGUUAAUUUUUUCGCAGAGGUGGCGCGUAUUUUUUUUUCUUUCAUCCCCUCGACACAAAAAAUUCCCAAAAUUCCAUCACCCCUCGAACGACAUUACAACAAACACCCAUAACUCAUUAAAAUAAUCACGGGAUUAAUAUUAAUAUCACUCGGACGCUCAUCCGAGUCCAGGAUAAUAAAAUGCCGGGACAAGGGAGACGAAAGCGUGCUAAAAAUCCAAGUGUAUAAACCAAUAAAUAAUAUGAAAUAAAUCAGUGAUGUUGUGCACUAUUUAUUGUCAAUAAGGAGUGAGUGAUUGUUAAUGACAAUAAUAUUACCGAAUAAACACUAGUGUUGUUACAAUUCGUCAACGGUUUAUGAGUGUUAAAACAAAAUCAGACGAGUUUUGUCCUCUUUUGGGAUAACAUCGUGUGUGAGAAUUUCUACAACGUGUAAAGAGAAUAUUCGUAUCAUCUUGUACAGAGAUAUGAACCAUUGAAUGCGGUUACAUGAAGCUAACCGGCUCAUUCUCGAUUAAUCUAACCACUAGGAUUACUAAAACCCAAGGAGACACGUAGAAUGGAAGCCAUGGACUUGGACGGAGAUGCUGUUGUUGAUCUCAGUGUUAGUGUAAGAAGGGAUUCUCCAUCGGUACCAUCGAAUCCUCCAGUGGAUGGUGGUGUUCCUCUGGACCUUGGGGUACACUAUCAGCCCUCAACAGCGGAGAACAAUAUUCCUGAGCUGAGGAAUAUACAAAACUCAUCACGAGGCAUUUUAGCACCUAAUAAAUCAUCCGGGGACGACAGAAGACCCAGGCGAAACCUCAGGCCAAGAACAGAAAGAAGUUAUGCUGAGAGCCCUGAUGAACCCAGACUCAAUGGUUAUGUGAAUGGAAAUACGUCGGACAGUGACGAGAGUGAGAUGCCACCCCUUCUACCAAUCAAGGAAUUGUCGUCCGAUGAAUUGGCAGAACGGGAAAGAACCCUGAGAAAGCUCAGAGAGGAACUCAGGUCGGAGGAGAUGAAAUUAGUUUUGUUGAAGAAACUCCGACAGUCACAACAGCUCAAGGAAAAUAUUGCCGCUGUACCUAAAACAGUUAAUAAGUUACCACCCCCUGUUACAGUACAGCCAGCACCGCACAGUCACAGAACCACAAAGGCUCCACCACCUCUGCUUCGAGGUCAACCAGCACCGAGUAGAAGUAGUAGUCUUCAUGCACCACCACCGGGAAUGCUUCUACCUCCAAAUGUUGGUAGAAGUCCAACGUCGAGUACAGGAAUGCCACCAAACAUGGUGAUACCCCAGCCACCACAUCCAAGAACUAGACCACCGAGUCAGGCUAAUGUACCGACUUAUCAUGCACCUGCUGACAGAACAGAACGUACCACCAAGGAUCCAACACCUGUACCUGCACAUCAGCUUGUUGGACCACCAGAGCCAAAAGUAACUGCUUCAAUAAACACGCCUGUCAUACCAGAACAGGAGAGACAGAGGGAGGACAGUCAGUCACCGGCGCAACGUCAAGCAGCAGCGAAAUUAGCUUUGAGAAAACAGCUGGAGAAAACUCUUCUGCAGAUACCACCACCAAAGCCACCACCACCUGAAAUGCACUUUGUACCAAAUCCAUCCAACACUGAGUUCAUUUAUCUCGUGGGCCUUGAACACGUGGUGGAUUUCAUCACAAAAGAGCCAGCGAUACCACCACCACCUGAGCCAUUCGAGUGUACACAGUGUAAGACUGAUUUUACACCAGUUUGGAAAUGGGAGAAACCGGCGACUAGUGGUAAAAAGGAUGGACCACGUGGACAACACGCCACUUUCUUACGACCACCAGCUGGGAGAGAUCCACGAGUCAUUUGUGAACAUUGUGUCACUACGAAUGUUAAAAAAGCACUGAAGGCCGAACAUACGAAUCGGUUAAAAACGGCAUUCGUAAAAGCACUACAACAGGAGCACGAGAUGGAGCAGAAGCUGGCGCAAGCAGCGAGUCCAAGUCCAGAUCCACCGCCGAAGCCAGUGCCAAAAUCAGUGACACCAACGAGAAGAGUAGCAACACCACCAGCACCUCCACCCUCAGUCCAGCAAGCCCCACCACCAGCUCCAACCCCGCCCUCGCAAAAAAUGCAAGAGCAUCCACUGGUUAAACUGGCAGAGGGUGGUAAAUUCACUCCUCAUCAUGCAGCAGCAGCAGCAGCUCUCCAGCAACAGCUUCUCCGAGAGCUAGCGAAAAAUCCAGUGCCAGGACUACCACCACAUCAACCCCUACCAGCUCACAUGAUGCCACCGUUCAAUCCUCUUCUCUAUCCUUAUCAACUUGCGAUGGCGCAGGCCGCUGGCGGCAAGGGGCUCGUCGAACUUCAGCGACAAGCUGCUGAUCUUCAACGCCAGUAUCUUCUCGACAUGAUACCCUCUCAGGCAUCGCAAGGACAAACGAGCCAAGCACCACCCCGCGCCCAUCCGCACAAUUGGAAAACGUAACCGAGUGCAUAAAACAACAUCUCAAUUAAUGGAAAAUUCCCAAAUUAAUGUGACAAAAUGCAUGGAAGCAUUUUAAAAUUGCAUAAAAGCAAUUUGAAAAUUCACCGGAGCAUUUUAAUGCUCAGUGGUGUUUUUUUCUUUCUUCUUUUUUUACUCCAUCGGGCCCGAAAGGUCAGGGCAAUCCCAAGGGAAAACAUUGGAAAAAUUAAUCGUCGGAACACCAAAGAUUUUCUUCGAUUGACAAAUGUGAUUGGUGAAGGAAAUUCAGUUUUUCCAACAAUUGUGCAUGUGAUCAAUGUUUUAUUAAGGUGAAUUAAGGACUGAUUGACCUUUGUAGGAACCCUUGCACAGACUUUUGACUGUUAUACCAAUUGAUUCUCCCACUGGAUGAAAUUUCAGUGGUCGAGAUGAGUGAAUAUGUUUUUUUUUUCCAUAACGAAUAAGGAAAAAAAAAGAUGAUCUUUUUAAAGCACUUUGUGGCGAUCUUGCAGCCAGGUUUUGUCUAACUGGCAGCAGUACCUGUAUUUUGUGUAUAUCUCUUUAUUUUUUUCCCCCUUUUCGAACUGUGAGUAUUUACUAAGGUAAUAUCCCUCAAGCGUCCGCGUCGUUGUUUUGAGGUGAGACGUUCUUUUUUUUUUUUUGAGUCUUUUUGCGUCUCCUAAAUGAUGAAUGUUUGGACGGUGUGUGGCGUGAAUGGGUUCCGGAGCGUGAAUGGAAGCGUGAUAAGGCCAAGUCAUUUGUUUCUUUUUCUUUCGUGAUUUCUACCUUUUUUUCUUUUUUAAAUUUCCGAAUUUUGGGUCUGAUUGAUUCAUUGGGCGUGGAGUGGUGGAACGUAAGGAGUCAAUUACUCAAGUGAUGAGUGGUUUGAGGAGAAAACGUGUGAGAGAAAAUUUUAGGGAAAUGUUUAGCACCUGAAAAAUGACGAUUUUGCAUGAUCACUCGGUGAUUAACAAUCUGUUGAUGUUUGAAUGAACAGAAAAAUGGAAAUAAUUGUCAAAUUUUUUUAUAAAAAACCGUUAAGACACCCUUUUUAUCAUUAUUAUUCGUCAGUUCACCACUUCACCCCGUAAUUAAUUCUAGGCCAAGGUCAUGAACUUUCACAGUUAAUAAACUGUUUGAAUGAAUCAAUCAUUUCGCUGAUUUAUGAAAAUGCAAAACAGAUUUUUUUGGAUUUCUUGUAAUUUACAAAUUAUUCCAAUUUAAUUUUUAUCAUUUAUAUUUGCAUUCUC
This is a messenger RNA of Fopius arisanus, 3977 nucleotides long. RefSeq names its product transcriptional repressor p66-alpha (gene simj). The coding region runs from base 850 to 2748 and encodes 632 amino acids. The record is from RefSeq and is a predicted model, not a curated record. NCBI's taxonomy places the organism in Eukaryota, Metazoa, Arthropoda, Insecta, Hymenoptera, Braconidae. Gene Ontology annotation, biological process: negative regulation of transcription by RNA polymerase II. The transcript is spliced from 7 exons. Gene Ontology annotation, cellular component: NuRD complex.